Molecule: messenger RNA, 711 nt
Organism: Phycomyces blakesleeanus NRRL 1555(-)
Lineage: Eukaryota; Fungi; Mucoromycota; Mucoromycetes; Mucorales; Phycomycetaceae
Exons: 6
Coding region: 1-711 (236 amino acids)
Source: RefSeq, a predicted model, not a curated record
AUGUUAUUCUACACUAACUCCCCAUCAUAUCUGAGAAAAAGCCAGCGGUUACUCAACAGAACAUCGAAGGGUCAAUACAAGAACAGCGAAGUCAUCGUUUAUACUGAGCUCGAUAAUUUCCAGGAGCAAGAGAAAUAUACCGGUGCACUUUUGCACUCGAAUCAAGGACCUACUGGGCAGCAAACCUCAUUCUCUGAGCCCAAGGUAUAUGUCCUUUCUGGACACUAUCUGUCUGUCUUUGAGAAGGUACUCGCAACAAAUUUUGAGCCAAUUAAUUCUGCCCUGGGCCAAGUGGCCUUCAAAUGCAAGGGAACACGAAUGCAUGAAAAGCUGUACAAGGCCACAAUGACCCGCCCAAUGACCCGCCUAAUGAAGAGAGCUAGAGAAGCGUCAGAAAGUUCCUCCUCAUACUGUUUUUCUUUGUUGGACUUUUAUGCCGAAUUGGCACGGACCACAUUUCCCGCUCCUCCUUCUGCCACAGGCACCCCAACAGGACCACGGGUUCUUAAAUUGAUUGAGCAUGGACAUUUUACUGCUCCCAGCACCGAGAGAACACCACCCACUAAACCUAGAACUACAAGAGUAUCUCCUUGCGUACCAGCAAGUCCAGAACGAAUGACUGUCAUUAUUGUCACUGUCUAUUGUCUCUUGGAUACAAGUGCACCAAGUACCUCAACUCUGAGUCCUACAGGAAGCGUAGGUCAAAUAUAG